This is a messenger RNA of Dioszegia hungarica, 3027 nucleotides long. Its product is annotated as vacuolar protein 14 C-terminal Fig4p binding-domain-containing protein. The record is from RefSeq and is a predicted model, not a curated record. NCBI's taxonomy places the organism in Eukaryota, Fungi, Basidiomycota, Tremellomycetes, Tremellales, Bulleribasidiaceae. The coding region runs from base 1 to 3027 and encodes 1008 amino acids. Gene Ontology annotation, cellular component: PAS complex; endosome membrane; fungal-type vacuole membrane. The transcript has 15 exons. Gene Ontology annotation, biological process: positive regulation of kinase activity; phosphatidylinositol biosynthetic process.
AUGUUCAGCUCUUCCAACUCGGCUCUGCACGCGAGGAACGGAGGACUGAUAGGACUCGCCGCGACUGCUAUCGCGCUAGGACAGGAUGUAGCGCCCUUUCUGGGUACGAUCAUCACGCCUGUUUUGGCUUGUUUCCAGGAUCCGGAGAGUAGGGUGCGGUAUCAUGCUUGCGAGAGCUUGUAUAACAUAGCCAAAGUCAGCAAGGGUGAGAUACUUGUGCACUUCAACGAGAUCUUCGAUGCGCUCAGCAAGCUCUCGGCCGACUCCGAGAUGUCCGUCAAGAACGGCGCCGAGCUUCUCGACCGACUCAUGAAGGACAUUGUCGCUGAAGCCGCCCCUACGUACAUCAGCAUCUACCCCGGCAAUAUCAACCCCAACCUUCCCCCUCCGCGCCACUUCGACUCGGACCCUCCUCAACUCACAACAAGCGCCGGAUCCUCAUCCCUCUCCAAUCGACUAGCCAAUAUCGCCAGCGCGGAGGAUAAGCGGGCGUUCAACCUCGCUCGGUUCAUCCCGCUGCUGUCGGAACGGGUGUACGUGAUUUCGCCGUAUACGCGGAUGCACCUCGUCAGCUGGAUCAUGGUGCUGGAUUCGAUACCGGAUCUGGAGCUGGUCGCUUGGUUGCCGGACUUCUUGGAUGGACUACUCAAAUAUCUCGCAGAUAGCAAUGUCGACGUCCGGCUCGCGACAGAGAACGUCCUGUCCGAGUUUCUGCGCGAGAUCAAGUGCAUCGCCGAAGUCCAAGAGAAGCAGGCCGAGAUUGAUCGUCAACGAAGGGAGACGCGUACGCUCAAGAGGCGCACAUCUCGGCAGACCAUGCAGUCUACGGCAGAGGGCAAGGAUGAGGCGAUCGCGGAGGAAGAAGGGGAACAGGGGGAGGAUGAACGAGAAGGGACUGCAUACGGGGAUGACGCAACGACGACGGAUCAGGAUUGGGAGGGCGAGGGGAGCGGGCUGUGGCAGCCUGGUCAAGGGGUGUUCAUUGAUCAUGCGGCGAUUAUGGACAUUAUCAUCCAGCAUCUGUCUUAUCCUGAUGAGCUCGUACAGUCGACGUCGAUGGAGUGGAUCUUGACAUUCUUGGAUCUUGCUCAGAAUACGGUAGUCGCGUUCACACCAAGAAUUGUACCUGCCAUCCUCCCCAACCUCGCUUCCCAACACCGCCAUAUCAAGCUCGCCGCACAUGAGACCAACUCCUCCCUCUACCGCGUCAUCCAGUCCCUCCCACUGCAGGUCCAGCCAUCUGCACCCCCACAACCGCCCCAAACAGCCGCUACCAUCCCACCACCUACCGCCGGCGGACCCUCCCUCUCCCAAAUUACCUCUUCACCGCCUACCGCCUCACCCGCUCCGAUCCGGAAAGACUUUGCCCUAUCCGACGCGCCCGAGACGAUGCGGUCUCUAUCGAUGCAAGACCCGCUCGAUAGCUCAUCCAUCACCGCCUCGGCCUCCAGCCUGUCCACCACCGUCCGCGCCUCAUCCUCUACCCUCCCUUCGUCCAGCUCAAUAGCGUCUACUUCACCCGCAAUCAAGACGAAACCAACCCCUGCAGCCGGAGAACCCGUCACGCCCAUAACGUCCGAAUUCCCACCUGGGGUGAAGACACGCGGGACCGGACGACCAGAUUCGCCAGGACAGCAGCAGCCGAUGUCGCCGACGGCGGAGACGGUGAUGGAUGAUGAUCCGUUUGAUGUGCGCGAGACGGUCAAUGUCUUGACGUUACAGUUCUUGAGCGAUCAUGCCGAGACGAGAAUAGCGGCGUUGGAAUGGUUGUUGAUGUUGCACCUGAAGGCGCCGAAUAAGAUUCUGUCUAGGGAUAGCGGGACGUUCCCUGCUUUGCUCAAGACACUAUCGGACCCGUCCGAAGACGUUGUCAAGCACGACCUCCAGCUUCUCGCCCAAAUCUCCGCCAGCUCGGAAGAAGCCUACUUUACGUCCUUCAUGUCCAACGUCCUCGAACUCUUCUCGACGGAUCGUCGGCUGCUCGAGACUCGGGGUAGUCUGAUUAUCCGGCAGCUGUGCCUGCAUCUCAACGCCGAGAGGAUAUUUAGGAGUAUAGCGGAGAUUCUGGAGAAGGACGAUGAUCUGGAAUUUGCGAGUAUGAUGGUGGUCAAGCUUAAUAUGAUCUUGAUUACUUCGCCUGAGUUGGCGGAUUUCAGGAGGAGGCUGAAGAAUCUGGAAUCUAAGGACGGACAGAUGCUCUUCUCCUCCCUCUACCGCUCAUGGUGCCAUAAUGCGGUCGCGGUCUUCGCCCUCUGCCUCCUCGCUCAAGCCUACGAGCACGCCUCGACAUUGCUCCAGAUCUUUGCCGAGCUGGAGUUGACGGUCAGUCUGCUUGUCCAGAUUGACAAGUUGGUCAUGCUCAUCGAGAGCCCGGUCUUCACCAACCUGAGACUGCAAUUGCUUGAGCCGGACAAGUACCCAUACCUCCCGAAAUGCCUCUACGGCCUCCUCAUGAUCCUACCGCAAAGUAGCGCAUUCGUCUCGCUUCGCGCGAGAUUGUCAGUGGUGCACUCGAGCGGAUACGUCCCGAUCCAGCCAAAAUCCUCAUUCGUCUCUGGAACCGGGAGUGUACGGGGAAAGCUAGGCGGGAAGGACGAGAUCAAGUGGCAAGAGUUGCUUUCACACUUCCGAUCAGUACAGACACGGCACGAGAAGGCCCGACGUCAGCUCCAUUCAACCGACGCACACUCCAUCUCGUCCAUGCACUACUCAUCCCCUUCCCAAAUCUACAACUCUGCACCUAAUACCGCUGGCCUCCCUCCCAAGACCGCUGGCAUCAAAAAGAAGCCGACUUCCCGCUCUUCGGUCGAUGGCAACGCUACUGUCGGCAGACUGAGCGGCAUGUCGCCUCUGAAUCCGAAACGAGGACCUACCACAGGGUCAGGCUCGGGCGGCGGGGCGGCGAUAGGGGUGUCUAUAGGUGGGGCAGUAGCGUCGAUGAACGCUAUGGGACAUGGACGGCCGAUGAGUCCGCCGGCGGUCAAGGGGAGGAAGAUACUAGGUGGGAUGAGAAGAAGGGAGGGAUAG